Molecule: messenger RNA, 1762 nt
Organism: Aplosporella prunicola CBS 121167
Lineage: Eukaryota; Fungi; Ascomycota; Dothideomycetes; Botryosphaeriales; Aplosporellaceae
Exons: 1
Coding region: 264-1403 (379 amino acids)
Biological process (GO): regulation of transcription by RNA polymerase II; nucleotide-excision repair; positive regulation of cyclin-dependent protein serine/threonine kinase activity
Cellular component (GO): transcription factor TFIIH holo complex
Molecular function (GO): cyclin-dependent protein serine/threonine kinase activator activity
Source: RefSeq, a predicted model, not a curated record
CAUCUGCUCGAUAACACGCGUACCCCGCCUCAGAUUGUGAGGGUUGUGUCGGAGGGCGAAGUGGAAGUGGCUGAUGUUCGCGCUCAAAGAAGCUCCCGUGGCUCCGUCCACCGUUUAUCUUUCAUCCAACCCGCCACGCCCACCUACAAAUACUACCAACUUCUCCACCACAUCACUCACAGGACACGCUUCCCGGCCUCACACGAAUCCCCGUCGCACCUGAACGAACAUACUUGGCCACAACAUCUGCGCGCCCCAUCACCAUGUCCAAAGCAGCGCCGCGCGGCGGACCGGCCGUCAAAGGGCUCGGCGAGGACGGCGACAUCUGCCCCGUGUGCAAGUCGUCGCGCUACCUCAACCCGAACAUGCGCUUCCUCGUGAACCCGGAAUGCUACCACCAGAUGUGCGAGUCGUGCGUGGACCGCAAAUACUCGCAUGGGCCGGCGCCCUGUCCCAUAGCCGGGUGCGGCAGGACGCUGCGCAGGAACCGGUUCCGGACCAAGACAUUCGAGGACAUCCAGGUGGAGCGCGAGGUCGACAUCCGGCGCCGGGUGCACGCCAUCUUCAACCGGCGCGAAGACGAGUUCGAGACGCUCGACGCGUACAACGACUACCUCAACGACGUCGAGGACAUCACCUACGACCUCAUCAACAACAUCAACGUCGACAAGGCCGAGGCCCGCCUCAAGGCCUACGCCCAGGCCAACCAGGCCGCCAUCAAGGAAAACGAAAACAUCGCCACCGAGGAGGCCUCCGCGUGGCAGGAGGCGCAAGCAGCGCAGCAGGAGCGCGCGCGCAUGAGCCGCGAAGCCGCCGUCGCCGAGGCGGAGCAAGUCCGUCGCGAAAAGCAGGAGGGCAGACACAACAUCCUGAACCAGCUGGCGAGCGGGCAAGGCGACCCGGAAGCGAUAGCGCGGGCGCGACAAGCGCCCAAAGUCACGCUCAAGCGCUCGUCCGCGGCCGCAGGCAACAAGGUCGGUUCUCGGGCGGCAGCCGCGGCGGCCGCGCCUACAGACACAGACGCCGCCCCAGACUCCGGCUUCCACAUCAAGGGCCUCAAGAAGCGCGUCCUGCCCGCCCCCGAAAAGCCCUACGACCCCUUCGGCGGCGACUCCGACGCACGCACGCACUACGUCCUCCAGGAGCACUACGACUGGAACUGGCUCAACGACGUGCGCACCGACGCGCGCUUCGGCGCCGGCGGCUACGACCUCAAGGAGUACUACACGCGCGCGCUGUGCGACGCGUUUGCGGGCUUUGGCGUGUUUGUCGCCGACGAGGUCCGCGGCAAGGACAUGCCGCUGUCGAGCGCGACGAUGGCUGCUACGGGCGUGCCGGCCCCGGCUGCGACUGCUGCGGCUGCUGCUGCGACGGCCGAUGUCAAUAUGGACGAUGUUUUUUAGAGAGGAUAUAUACCCUGCUGUUGUUGGUGGAUUUAGUCGGCCUUGAAUCAAUCUCUUUACUCGUGUAUACGCACGCUGUGAUGCGUGAUGAAGUGAUUGAUUACGCGCGAUAGCUGCUGCCAAUUCAGCGAGCGCUGUCGUGAGCUGCCUGCCUACGGUGAUUGUCUACAGUAGGGCACGUAGACAUAUAUAAAAACAAAAGCAGGCCGAGACAGACAAGGACACGAACGAACGAACGGUAUCAAAUAGGUAGGUAGGCAACAGCAUCGACACCGCAGCCACAUUCGCAUACAACGCACGCUCACACCCGCAAACAACCAUAUACAUACACGUCACACAACCACAAGAAGAAGAAAAAA